Candidozyma duobushaemuli is the source of this 5784-nucleotide messenger RNA. RefSeq lists its product as uncharacterized. The record is from RefSeq and is a predicted model, not a curated record. The transcript has 2 exons. Gene Ontology annotation, cellular component: fungal-type cell wall. The coding region runs from base 1 to 5784 and encodes 1927 amino acids. Gene Ontology annotation, biological process: cell adhesion. NCBI's taxonomy places the organism in Eukaryota, Fungi, Ascomycota, Pichiomycetes, Serinales, Metschnikowiaceae.
AUGGCAGCCGUGAAGGAGGGAGUCUUUACAAAAAUCAACUCCAUCACACCCCCGGGUACAGCACGUCCAGAAAGUGUGAAUUGGCAGGCUGCUGUCGCCUGGAGCAUCCCUGCUUCCAUGAACAUGAAAGCCGGCGACACCUUCACGUUGCACAUGCCUUAUGUGUACAAAUUUACAAGCACAGCAGAAACCUUGCAAGUGACAAGCGACGGCACCGUGUUGGCCGAUUGUGACUUGUUUUCUGGUGACAAUAUCGUGGGUUACUCCGAGGUGCAAUGUACGGCGACAUCGGCGGUGCAAGGCCUGGAUGACGCUAGUGGAAGUAUCAACUUUGCCUUUGCCUUCAAUGCUGGUUUGUCUGACGACCAGGUCAACUUGGAGUCCUCUUCCGUGUGGAGUGUUGGCUCUAAUACUGUUACCUGGCAAGACGGCCUGAAGGAUUUGACUUCAACCGUGAACUUCGUCGACGGAAUAGGCACUAGCGUGGGGGGUUCCCCGGACAAUGCUGCCUAUGCUUUAAGAGGUUUGGUCAACACCGCCAAUAAACAGCAUUAUUUCUACGGCCCCAAAUGCCUGGUAAGCGGUAUGUCGGGCACUUUGACUUUGAAGCAGACAGAAGUGCCCCUUGAUUGCAGCACGAUGUCAGGUUCCAUCACCAACAUCCUCAACGCAUGGUACUUCCCAGAAACCGCCGAAAAAUCCGGCGUCACCCUUACCAGUUGUUCGGAGUCCGAAGCCGUGGUCACCUUCAACAACAUCCCGGCUAAUUACAGACCGUACAUGAACAUCUUCACGGGCAUGCUUCAGUCCACUGCUACCUUCCCCACAACUUACUCAUACAACUUGAAGUGUAACGGCGAAACCUUGAAAUCCUCUUCCACCAUCCGUUGGUCUCACUACUCGUCUUCUGAUCCCGGUUCUGGCGGUAACAAUUUGCCCCUCAAGCUCACUACCGUGACGGACCCCACUGCCACCAAUACUGGCAUUGUCACUCAUACCGGCAACACCGCCAGAACCGUCAUUGUGAACGUUCCCAUGUCUGCUGUCACCGUCACUGUCACCGGCACCAACACCGCCUCUGUGACUCAAACAGUGGGCACCACAAGCGGCACCAGAUACGUCUCGGUCAAUGUUCCCACGCCGACCACCACAAUCACCAGAACCUCUCUGACUAUCACUGCGCUGACGGGAGGAACGGCGACCGUCUAUGUGGAUGUUCCGCCUCCGACAACCACCCUCACCAGUACGUGGACGGGAUCUGAGGCCACCACUCGAACGGUAACGGCCCUGGUUGGCGGAACCGGUACGGUUGUGGUGAACGUGCCAGUGCCAACUACCACCGUCACGAGUACCUGGACCGGCUCCGAUGCCACCACUCUGACCAUCCCAGGACUGGCUGGAGGUACCGGGACCGUUGUGGUCAAUGUGCCAGUGCCUACGACAACUGUGACGAGAACGUGGACUGGCUCAGAGGCUUCUACCGAGACCGUUCCUGGCAGUGCUGGACAGACUGGCAGUGUCAUUGUGAAUGUCCCUGUUCCAACCACCACGGUGACGAGAACCUGGACGGGAUCCGAGGCUACCACUGAAACAGUGACUGCCGGCGAGGGAGAGACCGGAAGCGUUAUCGUGAACCUCCCCAUUCCAACGACCACCAUCACGAGAACAUGGACCGGUUCCGAUACUUCUAGCGGAACCGUCACCGGUGGUCCUGGCGAGACCGGAACCGUCUUCGUUGAUGUUCCUACUCCAACAACCACCGUCUUCACGACCUGGACUGGAAGCGUCACCACCACGCGUACCAUUCCUGCUGCUUCAGGUGGCACAGGCACUGUCAUUGUGGAAGUCCCCACUCCUGUCACUGUCAUCACUGCUACUUGGACCGGUCUGGACACUGAGAUCGUCACCGAGCCGUUUGUUUCUGGAACCCAGACCAUCAUUGUGAACGUGCCAACUCCAACGACCACCGUGACUAGAACGUGGUCUGGAAGCGACACCACCACUGAAACCGUUCCUGCUCUGGAGGGAGGUACUGGCACUGUCUUCAUCGAUGUACCAACUCCUUACACCACCUUGACCAGAACCGGGACGGGAUCAGAGACCCAGACUGUAACUGAUCCCGCUGCUUCGGGAGGCACCGGUACUGUGUACAUUGACGUUCCUACCCCGCUGACCACCAUUACUAGAACAUGGACUGGUUCUGAGGCUACCACGCAGACCGUUCCUGCAGCUUCCGGCGGCACUGAGACGAUUUAUGUUGAUGUUCCUACACCUCUGACUACGGUUACAAGAACAUGGACAGGAUCCGAGACAACCACACAGACGAUCCCUGGUGGUAGUGGUGGAACCGAUACCAUCUACAUUGACGUUCCAACGCCACUGACCACGGUCACCAGAACCUGGACUGGUAGUGAAACCUCAACGGAAACCGUUCCUGCCGCUAGUGGCGGUACUGGAACUUUGAUCGUGAAUGUUCCUACUCCGGUGGUUACCAUUACCAGAACAUGGACCGGCAGCGAAACUACUACCGAGACGGUUCCAGGUGCGUCCGGAGGCACUAAUUCCGUUUAUGUUGACGUCCCAACUCCUACAACCACAAUCACCAGAACCCACACUGGCACCGGCUCCCAGACGGAAACUAUCCCUGCCGCCUCGGGUGGUACCGCCACUGUAUUCAUUGACGUGCCUCCUCCUUUGACUACCUCCACCAGCACUUGGUCUGGCGAUGUCACCCUCACCGAAACCGGUCCUUAUGUCUCUGGAGGUACUCAGACUGUUGUUGUCAUCGUUCCUACUCCAGCCACCACCGUGUGGUCCACCUGGACGGGUACUGAAACCACCACACGCACUCUUCCUGCACUGGAUGGUGGAACCAACACCGUCGUUGUGGAAGUCCCUACACCUGUCACAGUUAUCACAUCAACUUGGACGGGUACUGAGACAUCUGUUAUCACGGAACCAUUUGAAUCUGGAACUCAGACAAUCAUAGUGCAAGUUCCUACCCCAGCCACUACUUUGACAAGUACUUGGACUGGCAGUGAAACCACUACUGAGACUUUGCCAGCUGAGUCUGGUGGAACCCAGACAAUUGUUGUGCAGGUUCCUUCUCCAGCCACUACUUUGACAAGUACUUGGACUGGCAGCGAAACCACUACUGAGACUUUGCCAGCUGAGUCUGGUGGAACCCAGACAGUUGUUGUGCAGGUUCCUUCCACUGAAGGAUCGACUUUGACCUCAACUUGGACUGGCUCGACCACUAGAACUGUCACAUUGAGCGCAUCUCAGUCCGGCGAUGAGGAUACGGUUGUUGUUGAAGUUCCCGCUACCGUGGCCGGUUCAACUUUGACUUCCACCUGGACAGGAUCUACUACUAGAACUGUUACCUUGAGUGCUUCUCAGUCCGGUGAUGAAGAUACCGUUGUUGUUGAAGUUCCUGCUACUGAGGCAUCGACCUUAACCUCCACUUGGACUGGUUCUACCACCAGAACUGUGACAUUGAGUGCUUCUCAGUCCGGUGAUGAAGAUACCGUUGUUGUUGAAGUUCCUGCCACUGAUAUUCCAACAGUGACUUCCACUUGGACUGGAUCUACUACCAGAACAGUGACCUUGACCGCUACUCAAUCAGGCGAUGAGGACACUAUUAUAGUGGAAGUUCCUGCCACUGCAACUGAUGCAUCCACUUUGACCUCCACUUGGACCGGGUCCACUACGAGAACUGUUACUUUAAGUGCAUUCGAGUCUGGUGACCAAGACACUGUCGUUGUGGAGGUUCCAUCUACUGAGGGAUCUACCUUGACCUCGACUUGGACUGGAUCCACUACGAGAACUGUUACGUUAAGUGCAUCCCAGUCUGGUGACCAAGACACUGUCGUUGUAGAGGUUCCAUCUACUGAGGGAUCUACCUUGACCUCGACUUGGACUGGAUCCACUACAAGAACUUCUACCUUGACUGCUACUCAACCUGGUGAUGAGAACACUGUUAUAGUUGAGGUACCUUCUAGUGAAGCUUCUACGUUGACUUCUACAUGGACUGGAUCGACCACCAGAACUGUUACUUUGACACCUACUCAAUCUGGUGACCAGGAUACCGUUGUCGUCGAGGUUCCUUCUGGAACUGGAACUCCAACAUUGACCUCGACUUGGACCGGUUCGACUACCAGAACUACCACCUUGCCACCAGCUGGCAGUGACACGGAUGGAACUGUCGUGGUUGAGGUUCCAUCCACUGGAGACUUUACCACCUUAACAUCUACGUGGACGGGUUCCGAGCCUUCUACUGAAACACAACCACCUUCGGGAUCGGACACGAUUGGUACUGUCAUUGUUAACGUUCCAUCCACGUCCGGACCAUGGAACUGGAACAACACCUCCGUUCGUCCUACGCAGACCAGUGUCGGACUUACCUCCGUCACCACUGACUCUCCCACCACCAACGACCCACAGACGACAGAGAACCCAGGUUUGACAACCACAAACCCUGGUCAGGACACUCCUACUGCUACUAAUGGUGGAACAGAGACUGCUCCUACUAAUGGUGGAACAGAGACUGCUCCUACUAAUGGUGGAACAGAGACUGCUCCUACUAAUGGUGGAAACGAACCUGGCCCUACUAAUGGUGGAAACGAACCUGGCCCUACUAAUGGUGGAACAGAGACUGCUCCUACUAAUGGUGGAAACGAACCUGGCCCUACUAAUGGUGGAAACGAGCCUGGCCCUACCAAUGGCGGAAACGAGCCUGGUCCUACUAAUGGUGGAAACGAGCCUGGCCCUACUAAUGGCGGAAACGAGCCUGGUCCUACUAAUGGCGGAAACGAACCUGGCCCUACUAAUGGUGGAAACGAGCCUGGCCCUACCAAUGGCGGAAACGAGCCUGGUCCUACUAAUGGCGGAAACGAGCCUGGCCCUACCAAUGGCGGAAACGAGCCUGGUCCUACUAAUGGCGGAAACGAGCCUGGUCCUACUAAUGGCGGAAACGAGCCUGGUCCUACUAAUGGCGGAAACGAACCUGGUCCUACUAAUGGCGGAAACGAGCCUGGUCCUACUAAUGGCGGAAACGAGCCUGGUCCUACUAAUGGCGGAAACGAGCCUGGUCCUACUAAUGGCGGAAACGAGCCUGGCCCUACCAAUGGCGGAAACGAGCCUGGUCCUACUAAUGGCGGAAACGAGCCUGGUCCUACUAAUGGCGGAAACGAACCUGGCCCUACUAAUGGCGGAAACGAACCUGACCCUACUAAUGGCGGAAACGAACCUGGCCCUACUAAUGGUGGAAACGAGCCUGGUCCUACUAAUGGCGGAAACGAACCUGACCCUACUAAUGGUGGAAACGAACCUGGCCCUACUAAUGGUGGAACACAGCCUGCUCCAACUCCGGGAACAGGUGGUGACAACACCGCCGUUGGCCAGCCAUCGGGCGGUGAAGGUGGUCCAGUACCAUCGGGCACGCCAUCUAACCCCGAGAACCCAUCGAACGGCCCAGGCUUGAGCAAUGGACCUGGUGGAAACACCGUUCCUGAGCAACCCGCACCUGCUACUGACCUGACAAUCUGUAACUACGGCAAGUGUGUUACCAUUUCCGCCACCGACAGUAAUACCGGAGCUUCAGGCACUGAUGAGCCUAACCCAUCGAUCGCUAUCCAACCAAGCGGUUCCCAAAAUGGUAACCCACUGGCCUCUUCUCCUGCCACGGGAUUCCCAGCUGUAUCCACAUAUGAAGACUCAGCCUCGAGCCUUCAGGUAUCUGGACUUUUUGCUAUUUUCUUGACGUUGAUUCAGAUUCUUGUUUAA